GGAAAAUGCGCUCCCUCCCGAUCUGAGCUUCGAGAAAGAUUUCACCUUCGGAAAAGAAGUCUCGGGCUUUCCCAGAGGACUCGAAAGGCCUUCCCGGAACCAGCCACACUAAUUUCUGCGGCAAGAAGGUUCCCUUUUCUUUCUCAACUUCACAUUGGGAAAAUGACUUUCUCUUCAGCUUUUCAAUUUCCCCUAACUUUGAGCAAGUGAAGAGAAGUCGAUCUGGUUAUCCAGUCGGCCAGAAGGCGGAGGCCCGUACUUUCCAGUGUAAACUGAUUCCACGCGAGUUGCUGUGUGUGUAACUUACUUGCUGAGAAGAGCCACUUUGGGGAGCCGCUCUACAGACCAGCCCACCGCGCAGUUUCCGAGCCGGCGAGCGAGCUCGGCGCCUCCCUCCUUCCGGCGGGGAAUGAAGUCCAGCAAGCCCAGUAACCCCGCGACCGGAGCGCGUGCCGCGCCCCCGUGCACGGGCGGCGCCGAGUGCGCGGGCACGUGCGCCGGGGCCGGCCGGCUGGAGAGCGCGGCCCGCAGGCGCCUGGCGGCCAAUGCGCGCGAGCGCCGUCGCAUGCAGGGGCUCAACACUGCCUUCGACCGCCUGCGCAGGGUGGUGCCUCAGUGGGGCCAGGAUAAAAAGCUGUCCAAGUAUGAGACCCUGCAGAUGGCGCUGAGUUACAUUAUGGCUCUGACGCGCAUCCUGGCUGAGGCCGAGCGAUUCGGCUCGGAGCGGGACUGGGUCAAUCUCCACUGCGAGCACUUCGGCCGCGAGCACUACCUCCCGUUUGCGGGCGCGAAGCUGCCAGGCGAGAGCGAGCCCUAUGGCCAGAGGCUUUUCGGGUUCCAGCCAGAACCCUUCCAGAUGGCCAGUUAGGGCUCGCGGCCCUGCUGGGGAUGUGGGGGGCGAGGAAUGCCCAGGGAUCCAGCUCCGGAGCCGCACCCGUUUUCCCAGUGUAUGCAGGGGCUUUCGGAGGCCGAGGAUGCUUUUUUAGAAAAUCAGCAAACUUGCGGGUUACU
Messenger RNA from Artibeus jamaicensis (Jamaican fruit-eating bat), 1011 nucleotides. It is a transcript of the gene ATOH7, whose product is annotated as atonal bHLH transcription factor 7. The transcript has a single exon. NCBI's taxonomy places the organism in Eukaryota, Metazoa, Chordata, Mammalia, Chiroptera, Phyllostomidae. Gene Ontology annotation, biological process: neural retina development; regulation of DNA-templated transcription. Bases 410 to 868 code for a protein of 152 amino acids. Gene Ontology annotation, molecular function: protein dimerization activity. The record is from RefSeq and is a predicted model, not a curated record.